This is a messenger RNA of Pteropus alecto (black flying fox), 1434 nucleotides long. RefSeq names its product cyclic nucleotide binding domain containing 1 (gene CNBD1). The record is from RefSeq and is a predicted model, not a curated record. The transcript has 11 exons. Bases 1 to 1434 code for a protein of 477 amino acids. NCBI's taxonomy places the organism in Eukaryota, Metazoa, Chordata, Mammalia, Chiroptera, Pteropodidae.
AUGCCUAUGUCUUCUCUCUCAUCAGCUAUUUUGUCUCACAUGAUAGCCAUAAAUAAUGUGCCUCCUCCUCCACUCCGCAGUGUACCGGGCUUGAAAAUGUCUACGCACAUUGAUUACGGUCAGUUGAAUGCAUUAUGCAACAGGAGUGGACAGCAAAGCUGCGGGAGUGCUUGCAGUGUCCUAUCAGCUCACACUAGGUUUAUGAAGCAAUAUCCUAAAAUAUUUCUGAAGAAAAAAGUCAGACUGCCUAAACUUUUCAAACAGGAGGGAAAAAGAGAACCUAAAGGCACAGAAGAAAGUCAGCCCCAACAGUCUGAUGCUGAGUCUCAUAAUAUAGCUGUCUAUGUUAAAAAAGCACGAGGCGGCCAUACUUUAUAUGGACCCAAAAAAUACGAAGAGAAGUUAGAAGAAUUCCUGGCUAUCUUAAAGAAAUUGCCCAUGCGCAGGACGCUGCACGAACACAAAAUGGUAUGGAAGAUGCUGAAAACAAUUCCAGAUUUAACUUCCCAGCUAACUGACGAGGAUCUAAAAGCACUCAGCAAGAGUGUCACUUCCGAAACCUGGGUGAAAGGCAGCACAGUGGUUGGAAACGAUGGAUUUUAUGUAAUACUGAAAGGCCUGGCUCGACCUCAGACACAGGUGUAUAAGAAUCUGCUUGAAGAAAGUGAGUCGACAGCCACUUUUAUACCUCAGAGUUUCCACAGCUUUGUUUUCAGUGACAACUUAGAAAAUGUGGUACUUGCUGAGAUGCACACGCCUCCGUGCGACCCCAUGCUUAGACCAUGGAGCACCUUUGGAACCCUGGAAGUCUCAGCUCAGUUUCAGCUGGACCCGAGGGAGUUCUCAGUGGUGACGGAAGAAGACUGUGAAAUCCUCAAGAUCCCCGCAAAGAAUUACGCGAAGAUCAAAUUGGAAAAAACAAAAUUUGAAAAUAAGCAAAUAGUGAAGUUGAUUCGAAAGUGUCCAUACUACGAGGAGUGGCCCACUUUGUCCAUACACGAGCUGGUUCUGCUGAUCAGAUGGAGAAAGUUUCCUCCGGGUCAUGUGAUAGUGGAAAGUGGAAAUAUAAUUUCUUUCGUGGCUUUUAUUAAUUCUGGAUAUUGUAACAUUUAUAAACCUAUUGUUGGACUUGUGAAACUACAGUCAAAAAAAGUGAAAAAAAUUCGAAAACUUGUUUAUAUGGGUAAAGUUAAGGAGAUGGAGUCCUUUGGGGAAAUUAGCGUUCUUCUUCGAGUUCCUUUCACAUGCACUGUAGUUACCGGAAAUGAGGUUGAGAUGGCAGUCAUUGAAGAUAAGGACCUGUUUGUAAAAGGACUGUCGCUGAAGGUGCUCGUUCCCAUUGCUGGUACCCGCUUCAGCCCGCUCCGGAUUGCUGCGCCGGCGUCCUGCUUGGAGGCCGCGGCCUCGCUGUCUCCUGAGCACCAAGAGGCUUAG